CAUUACACGUGUUCAGGUGACGGAUGGCCAGCUGGACGCGUCGCCUGCGGACUGUAGAGACACGGAGAGCAGAGCUGCCAGCGGGUUAUACACACACAGAGAGAGAAGAAGAGAAAGCAGAAGAAGAAGAAGCAACAACAACAUUUCUCUUCUUGCAACGGAAAAGCGAAGUAGUUCCGCAAUACUGGUUGGGAAGGGAGGAAACAUAAUUUAUCAGCAUUAUGUUCAGUUGGGUUAACAAGGAGCAGGCUGGAAGAAACAAGGAGGGCGACAUGUUUCAAUCCGUCACUGAGGGACUUCAGAGUCUUUACACUAAAAAACUGCUGCCUUUGGAAGAAACCUAUCUUUUCCAUGACUUUCACUCACCGGCGCUGGAAGAAGCGGAUUUUCAGUGCAAGCCAAUGGUCCUUCUGGUGGGCCAGUACUCCACAGGGAAGACCACUUUCAUCAGGUAUUUGCUGGAGCAGGAUUUUCCCGGUAUGCGGAUCGGGCCUGAGCCGACAACAGAUGGCUUCAUUGCUGUGAUGUAUGGGGAGAGCGAGGGAGUUAUACCUGGAAAUGCGCUGGUGGUGGACACUAAGAAACCUUUCCGGAAACUCAAUGCCUUUGGAAACGCCUUUCUGAACAGGUUCAUCUGCUCUCAGGUCCCCAACCAAGUCCUGCAGAGCAUUAGCAUCAUUGACACACCGGGUAUCUUGUCUGGAGAAAAACAGCGUAUUAGCAGAGGCUAUGAUUUCUCUGAAGUUCUACGAUGGUUUGGUGAGCGUGUAGAUCGCAUCAUCCUCCUCUUCGACGCUCACAAGCUGGAUAUCUCUGACGAGUUCUCUGAGGCUAUUAAGGCCUUCCGUGGCCAGGACGACAAGAUCCGUGUGGUUCUAAACAAGGCCGACCAGGUGGACACACAACAGUUGAUGCGUGUCUAUGGGGCCUUGAUGUGGUCUCUGGGCAAAGUUAUGAACACCCCGGAGGUGGUGAGGGUAUACUUGGGCUCUUUCUGGGCCAAGCCACUGCAGAACACGGAAAACCGCCGGCUAUUUGAGGCUGAAGCACAGGACCUCUUCCGGGACAUCCAGGCCCUGCCACGCAACGCUGCCCUGCGCAAGCUCAAUGAUCUCGUCAAAAGAGCCAGACUUGCCAAGGUGCAUGCCUAUAUCAUCAGCUAUCUGAAAAAGGAGAUGCCUUCUCUGUUUGGGAAAGAGAAGAAGAAGGAGGAGUUGAUUACCCACUUACCUGAGAUCUAUCAACUGCUGCAGAGAGAACAUCACAUCUCGCCUGGAGAUUUCCCCAGUGUCACCAAGAUGCAGGAACAGCUUGCGCACUACGACUUCAGCAAGUUCCCCUCUCUGAAAAUUAAGCUGAUUGAAUCAGUGGACAAGAUGCUGAGCAGCAAGAUUGCACAGCUGAUGAACAUGAUCCGGGAGGAGGAAGGCAGACAGCCAGUUCAGAUUGUGACGGGUGGGGCUUUCGAAGGCUCUGAGGAUGGACCAUUCGGCCACGGCUAUGGUGAGGGCAUUAGUGCUGGAGCGGAUACUGAAGACUGGAUUGUGAGUCGUGACAAGCCACGGUACGAUGAGAUCUUCUACACACUGAUGCCCAUCAACGGCAAGGUGACUGGUGUCAAUGCCAAGAAGGAGAUGAUGAACUCGCGCCUACCCAACACUGUGCUCGGAAAGAUCUGGAAGCUGGCCGACUGUGACAGGGAUGGCAUGCUGGACGAUGAGGAGUUUGCCCUGGCUCAACACCUCAUAAAGGUCAAACUGGAGGGCUACGAACUGCCCUCAGAGUUACCGCCCCACCUGGUGCCCCCCGGCCACAGGAAGAACCCCACUGCAGACAUCUUGUACAACCACCAGAAUGACUAAGACCCCAAAGGGACCACAGAAUAGCUGUGUUUUUGCAUAUAUAAACCUGAACCAACAACUCACAUCACAGCCUCAGUAGGAUGAUUCAACCAAAUGCUAAUGUGGAUAACAGUAAAUAUUUUCUCUUGCUAGUUAGUUUCAUUUUGCUUUCAGAAUUAUGAAAAAGUGCAUAGUUAUUCUUAACAUGACUACCCCAGACCACUUCACAAAAGUAGUCUGACUCCGGUAGAGAGCAGUCUGCUUUGACAGUGCACAUGCUACACGUACAUUUAACGUAGUGUUCAGCAACAGACUUUCACAUUAAAUAUUGCCAGUGUCAAAGGUGCAGCCAAAGUAAAUCAUGCAGCAAACAAAACAGCUGUGAACCUGGGAUAAAAUAUUUACAUACACAACAUGCACACGCUAUAUGGCCAAAAGUAUGUGGACACCUGCCCAUCACCCCUAUAUGAGGUUCUUCCCCAAACUGUUGGAAACACACAAUUGUACAGGCUGUCUUUGUAAGCUGUAGCAUUAAGGUUUCCUUUGACUGCAACUAAGAGGCCGAAAUAUGUUCUAGCAUAACAAUACCCAUGUGCACAAAUUGAAGUCCAUACAGAUAUGGUGUGGAAAAACUUAAGUAGCCUGCACAGAACCCAGACCUCAACGCUGUUGAACAAAUUUGGAAUAAUCUGGAACAUCGACUUCAUGCCAGGCCUUCUCGACAUCAGUGCCCAACCUCCUGUGGCUGAACGGGUACAAAUCCCCACAUCUGUGGUCUAAAAUCUAGCAAAAAGUCCUCUCAGAAUUCUACUUGUUAACGCCCAUGAUUUUAGAAUGGAAUAUUUAAUAGCCAGGUGUCCACAUAUUUUUGGCCAUAUAGUGUAUUUAAACUGACGUUGUCAUCAUUUAUGAGUCUUUUCAUCAUUAGCUUGUAUUGUGCAGGUAUACAAGUGUUAAAGGAAUGUAUUGGUAGCUCGUGUGGCAUAGAACCACAUUUGUAACUGCAGAACUACACAGUCAAGCGAACACAUGGAAUAUCAUUUGAAUCCUAAUGGCAAACCAAUAUUAUUGUCAAUAUAAUUUUGCAGUUUGUUUGCUGAUAGUGACACGAGCCCUUAUGCAUCAAAGUUGCAUAGAAAUGAGUGCAGAUUGACGUCUGAACAAAUCUGCAUCCGAUUCAUGAAACCUUUGCCCAGUAUCAGUUCAGGUGGUGAUUUGAGCAUAACUGAUAAGUCAGCUUCAGCCCCCAUCUGCUCAUCCUUAUUUACAUCAUAUCCAUAUGAGACCCCAGUUUAUUAUAUACAUCUAAUUUACAUGAAACUUGUCAUAAUUUAUGCUGUUGUAACAGGAAACCAAUGAAAGGUAAACAUUCAGCAGUCUUCAAUUAAAGCUAGACGGCCUUUCGAUUUCAUAAAAUCGGUGAAAUUUAGUUCCCUCUGAAAUUUGGUCAUUGUGAUGUAUGUUUUAUUGCUGUAAUAUCUUUUUUUAAAAAAAAAACACCAGGUCAUUCUGUGACUGGGAAGUUAUUUAAUUUGAGGGGUUUCAAAUUAAAUAACUCGCAUGUUUUAGUUUUUUGUGAAAUUUUGCAAUAACCUCAAAAAAUGUGAUUUCCAGGUGUCUCAUCUGACCAGCACUCUGCUGCUCAGAGCUUCAUGAUCAUUUAUUUUAUUAUCACUCACAGGCUGUUAGUCUCCUUACUAUACUUUGGUGAUACCGAUAUUGAUUAUUUAAUAUUUUGCUCAGGUUUAUAAGCACUCGGAGUUUGAUCACACACAUCCAACAAAGAUGAAACUGAUCAAUGAGGAAACUGGCAGUUUAAUUUACGUGCACUUAAUUUACAGUCAUAUCUGACUGUACAUAACUUUGAUGAAUAAGGGCCAGUGUUCCAAUUUUGUAUUAAAGGGUCAUCUGUAAGUUUACAUUUUGAAAGAAUUAGCAUAAAGAAUAUGUGUGAUGUAUUUUCACAGCAAUAAAUUCUGAAUAAUUCUAAUGCUAAUAAUCAGUUGCUAGUUAUGGUGUGCGCUGAAACUUCAGCUCAUGCUUGUUGGUCCAGGUGACAUGUUGUGCUGGAAAACAAACCUAAUCACCUAAUUUUUUUUAAUAUAAAAAAUAAAAAUAUAUUAACUUCUUUCAUCUAGGGUUUAGAAAAAGCAAGCUACUAGGCUACUGCAAACCUUUUCACUGUGCCACUUUUGCUUCAGUGUCUCAUGAGAAAUCAGUGCGAUAUGUUAGUCAUAUUUAAUAUGAUAAUUACGAAAUAUUAACUGGUUCUCAUCUUUUUUGAAUGCACGUCUGUGCUUGUUACACAGUUGUUCUUUUGUGUGUGUGUCUGUCUGUGUGUGUGUGUCAUAAUUCCCUCCAGUGUUACAUCACACCAGAUGCUCAUUGCACAUUGGUAUCGAGUCACACCCAGCAUAGUUAGGAGCUCCAAAGCAUGAUUGUGAUCCCUCACUACCGCAGUGCCCUUUUUACAUGGCUAAAUAUUGUAUUCGUCAAAUGAUUUUCUUCAUCUGACUUUGCAUUCUGUGUUUAUGAAGAGAUGGGCUCUUUGAGGACACAGAAUAAAAUCCAACUGUUAACAUUACAGUCUGUGGAAUGUGGAAGAUUUUUAGUUUUAAGAGAGGGGCAGAGAAUGUGCUUUUAAGUUGUUGCAUAAGGAAUGCAUCAUGUACUUAUUAACUUUAAAUGGUUUGUUCAGUUGGUUAUCACCAGAUGGCUAACUUUUUAGAUGGUCACUCAUUUUUUGUAAGUGCAUUGUUGGAAUCAAUGUCAUACUGUUACCUAUGAGGCAAAUUAUUUUAACCAACAACUGCAAAAUCGCUCUGAUUUUUUUCACAAGUCUUGUCUUAUUAAAAGUUAAGUACUUUUCAUGCUGGAUUAUACUCCUUAUACUGCAUUUUCUUUUAAGAGCCAUGGCAUUUUAAUGUCUAGCGUAUCACUACUGUAAAGAAAUAACAUUUAUAUACUUGUCU
Messenger RNA from Neoarius graeffei (lesser salmon catfish), 4813 nucleotides. RefSeq names its product EH-domain containing 4 (gene ehd4). Gene Ontology annotation, biological process: endocytosis; endosomal transport. The record is from RefSeq and is a predicted model, not a curated record. NCBI's taxonomy places the organism in Eukaryota, Metazoa, Chordata, Actinopteri, Siluriformes, Ariidae. Bases 222 to 1862 code for a protein of 546 amino acids. Gene Ontology annotation, molecular function: protein binding; GTP binding; calcium ion binding. The transcript is spliced from 6 exons. Gene Ontology annotation, cellular component: plasma membrane; cytoplasm.